AUUGUCACAGUCCCCGGUAUCGUAUCAGUGCGGUGACAUCAAUGGCGCACUUUGGUCCGGGCAAGACAGCAAGCAGCAAGGAGCAGGCGGGCCUGCGAUAUCCAUCCAAUGGCAAGACCAUCUACCACCGACCACUGCACCGCACCAAGACGGCCGAGCUCAGCCAGGCCAGCUUCGCCUACCUCUUUUCCGAGAUGGUCAGCUACGCACAGCGGCGGGUAACUGGUAUCCAGGAGCUAGAAAAGCGCCUCAACAUCCAAGGCCAUCCAAUAGGCCUCAAACUGCUCGACCUCCUCCUCACGCGCGAACCGCCUCGCUCGCAGACGCGGCCCUUGACCAUCAUCGCCCUCCUUCACUUCAUCAAGAUCAACCUGUGGACGCACCUCUUCGGGCGGCAGGCAGACCGCCUCGAAAAGAGCUCCAACCCGGACACGCCCGACGAGUACAUGAUCAUCGACAACGAGCCGUUGGUCAACGCCUACAUCAGCGUGCCGCGCGAGAUGAGCCAGCUCAACUGCGCCGCCUACGUGGCGGGCAUCGUCGAGGGGGUGUGCGACGGGGCCGCGUUCCCUGCGAGGGUGACGGCGCAUAGCGUGGGCGGCAAGGAGGAGGGCGAGAUGUGGCCGGGGAAGACGGUGUUCUUGGUCAAGUUUCAGCCCGAGGUUCUGGAGAGGGAGGCGUUGUUUGGGAAAGGGUGAGCAGGCAUACAGCGGGGGGCGUGUGGAUUGCCGUAUGAGGGAAUCGGAGAUCCGGUGGGGUUCGGGGCAUUUGGGCUGGCGUUUGGGUUUCUUGGGAACGAAUUGGUUUACGGGUUUGGUCAUGGUAGUUGGUGUCACGUUUUUCCGCGUCCGGCUUCUAGACGGAGAUGCAAAAAUCACGCGUAUCCUAAUGUUGAUCGCUUGUCAAAUGCUAUGUCCAUAACGCCUUCCGUAAUCCUCCCAUAAUGCUUCCGGGAUGCUGACGAUACCCUUUACCUUCCUGAUCAAACGCCUAGCAAUGCCUUGCGAAAACGAUACAUCAACCCUUCCUCCCGCCCUUAGCGCGGCAAGCCCGUAUACCGAGGCCCGAAUCCACCCAUCCGUUUGGCUCCGCCGCGUCUCUUUGGCACAGCGGUUGGAGCCGGCCCUCGGGCCAUCAAUUCCGCAAGUCCCAGGUCCUUCCAAGCCGGCUCGCGCGCCUUCUGCGUAGCCUU
This is a messenger RNA of Parathielavia appendiculata, 1192 nucleotides long. RefSeq names its product TRAPP I complex. The coding region runs from base 42 to 698 and encodes 218 amino acids. The record is from RefSeq and is a predicted model, not a curated record. The transcript is spliced from 2 exons. Gene Ontology annotation, biological process: endoplasmic reticulum to Golgi vesicle-mediated transport. Gene Ontology annotation, cellular component: TRAPPI protein complex; TRAPPII protein complex; TRAPPIII protein complex. Lineage: Eukaryota; Fungi; Ascomycota; Sordariomycetes; Sordariales; Chaetomiaceae.